AUGUCAGAAGCUGCUGAUGAUUCGAUAAUCAAAAUUGAACCACAAGAAUAUCCAAUCGAAGACAUUAAAAGGGAAAUUGAGGAAGAGUAUGAAUCGUGUUCAGAGGAUGACAAAACAUGUCUAAACAGAUUUAUGAACUCCGUAGUGAAAAUAAAAGAAGAAGUUGAACAGGAAUUAAUUCAGACUGCUUCUUAUAAAUGUGACAAGUGUGAUAGAACAUUUAGAAAGUUGCAUUAUUUAGAACAGCAUAUGGUAAAUUAUUGUCAUAAGUGUACAUAUUGUUCAAAGACUUUUUCAGAUGCAAGUGCAUUAGAAAUGCAUUUAAAAUUUCAUACAAGUGAAAAAAAUUUCACAUGUAUAAAGUGCAGUAAAACAUUUACUCAUUUAGAUCAACACAUUUGUGCUCAUGCCAAAGAACAAGUUUCACAUUUGAAUGAAUCUGGUAAUCGAAAACGAAAUAUUUGUGCUCAUACAGCAAAGGAACCAGGUGAACGUCCCUGUAUUUGCCAAAUAUGUGAUAAGGCAUUCUCACGAUUGGGUACUUUGAAUAAACAUAUGCUAAUUCACACUGGUAAGACAUUUACAGAAUCAAGUAACUUGAAUAAACAUAUGUCCAUACACACAGAUGGACGCCCCUAUAUUUGCAAAAUAUGUGAAAAGACAUUCAGACACUCGUGUAGCAUGAAUAGACAUAUGCUCAUUCACACUGGUGACCGUCCCCAUAUUUGCAAAAUAUGUAAAAAGGCAUUCAAAGAUUUGAAUGAUUUGAAUAAACAUACACUUAUUCACACUGGUGAACGGCCACAUAUUUGCAAAAUAUGUAAAAAAGCAUUCACACAAUCGGGUAACUUGAAUCAACAUAUGCUAAUACACACUGGUGAACGGCCCUAUAUUUGCAAAAUAUGUGAAAAGACAUACGCACAAAUGGGUACCUUGAAUAAACAUAUGCUCAUCCACACUGGUGAACGUCCCCAUGUUUGCCAAAUUUGUGAUAAGACAUUCAGACACUCGCGUAGCAUGAAUAGACAUAUGCUAAUUCACACUGGUGACCGUCCCCAUAUUUGCAAAAUAUGUAAAAAGGCAUUUAAAGAUUUGAAUGAUUUGAAUAAACAUACACUUAUUCACACUGGUGAACGGCCACAUAUUUGCAAAAUAUGUAAAAAAGCAUUCACACAAUCGGGUAACUUGAAUCAACAUAUGCUAAUACACACUGGUGAACGGCCCUAUAUUUGCCAAAUUUGUGAUAAGACAUUCACACGAUUGGAUAUCUUGAAUAGACAUAUGUCCAUCCACACUGGUGAACAUCCCUAUAUUUGCAAAAUAUGUAAAAAGGCAUUCACACAAUCGGGUAACUUGAAUAAACAUAUGCUAAUUCACACUGGGGUACGUCUCCAUAUUUGCAAAAUAUGUGAUAAGAAAUUCACACAUUUGAGUUACUUGAAUCAACAUAUGCUAAUACACACUGGUGAACGCCACCAUAUUUGCCAAAUCUGUGAUAAGUCAUUCACACGAUUGGGUACCUUGAAUAGACAUAUGCUCAUUCACACUGGUGAACGGCCACAUAUUUGCAAAAUUUGUGAUAAGGCAUUCAAACAAUCACAUAGCCUGAAAAGGCACAUGGUUGCUCAUACCAAUGAGUAA
Messenger RNA from Ctenocephalides felis (cat flea), 1641 nucleotides. Its product is annotated as zinc finger protein 420-like. Gene Ontology annotation, biological process: regulation of transcription by RNA polymerase II. The record is from RefSeq and is a predicted model, not a curated record. Bases 1 to 1641 code for a protein of 546 amino acids. Gene Ontology annotation, cellular component: nucleus. The transcript has a single exon. Gene Ontology annotation, molecular function: RNA polymerase II transcription regulatory region sequence-specific DNA binding; DNA-binding transcription factor activity, RNA polymerase II-specific. Lineage: Eukaryota; Metazoa; Arthropoda; Insecta; Siphonaptera; Pulicidae.